AUGGCGCCGAAGAAGUUCAAGACGCUGGAUAGCUUCAUGGAGGAGCAGGGGCCGGACCCGAGCCUGACUCCGUCGCCGUUCGGAGGGUACUUCAGCAAGGCAGAUGCGGGGCAGGGCGGAAGGCGCGAUUGGAACAAGGGCGCGGCGCGGCCGGGCGGCCAGGGAGGCUACCAGGCGGGCUACGCGGGCUACGGCUACGGGGGCUACGGGGGCUACCAGGCGGGCUACCAGGCGGGCUACGGGGGGCAGGGCUACCAGGCGCAGGGCUACCAGGCGCAGGGCUACGGCUACCAGGCGCCGCAGGGCGGACGGGCGCCGCAGGGCGCCGGGGUGGCGUCGCCGCCCGCGGGGAUCACGCCCUCGGGGUCUGCGGUGUCGCUGACGUCGCUGACGAACAGCCUGUCGGGAAUGGAGCUGACGCCGCUGUCGAAGCACGUGGAGGCGCUGGCGGGCGCGGGCAGCAUCGCGGAGGUUCGGAGGUAUGUUGCGGACGCGACCGCAGAGUUUGACGGCGAGGGCGCCGGCGCGCGCGACAUUGUGGGCUGGGACGUGGCGGGGGUCAUCUCCAAGCUGCUGCGCCCGAAGAACCCUGCGCUGCUGCGCGAGGGCGCGAUGCUGCUGAUCAGCGCGAUCGCGGCGCGGUUCAGUGGCCACGGCGUGGACGAGUGCCACCUGUUGCAGCUGCUGCCAUUGGCGCUGGACGGGCUUGCGGAAAAGGAUGCCACCGUCAAGCGCGAGGCACAGCACGCGGUGAACGCGAUCUACGGGGCCUUCCCGACGGAGGCUCUGGCGCCGGCGGUUCUACCAGCGCUACUGUCGUACCUGGUCUCGGGUGCGAAGUGGCAGUCGAAGCUGGGCGCGCUGAAGCUGGUUGACAAUGUGCGCGAGGACUCGCCCAGCGACAUGCUGGAGAUGAAAUUCAAGGAGAGUGUCCCAGUGCUGACGGACCUGGCCACCGACUUCAAGCCGGAGCUUGCGAAGCAGGGCUAUGCAACGCUGCUCGCCUUUGUUUCUAUUCUUGACAACCUUGACCUGCAGCCACGCUUCAAGCUGAUUGUCGACACGCUGCAGAACCCCAAGCUGGUCCCUGACAGUGUGAAGUCGCUGUCGAGUGUGACCUUUGUCGCGGAGGUGACGGAGCCUGCGCUUGCGCUUCUUUGUCCGAUUUUGAACAGGUCGCUGAACCUCUCUUCCUCCUCCCAGGAGCAGCUAAGACAGACCGUCAUUGUUAUCGAAAACUUGACGAGGCUGGUCAACAACCGCAUUGAGAUUGAGAGUUUUAUUCCUCAGCUGCUACCUGGCGUGAAGAAGGUGUAUCAGACCGCCACGAUGCCCGAGGUUCGGGAGCUGGCAGAAAAGGCGCUACAGGUGCUUGAAGAAGAUGAGUCGAAGGACAGCAAGUCUUUCCCCGGUAAGAUCACAGACGAAGAAGGCCUCGAGUUCCUAGAGGGUGCUCUCAAGAAGCUUGGGCAGAGUCCCCUUGAGGAUGCCGAGGCCAAUAAGGAAAGCAUCGAGUACUUGGGCAAGGUCCUGACUGCGCUGGCCAACGCAAAUGAUUGGAAGACUCUCGAGAAGCUUCUACUGAAAGUACUGGGCGAUGAGCAUGCGGAGGCAAUUGAGCAACAUUUCAUCCGGGACUUGAGGCUCAUCUUCCACCAGGAGCGGGCGGCGUCAGGAGAUGACGAGGGAGUCGAGAUUGUCAACACCGAUUUUUCGCUUGCUUAUGGUUCUAGGAUGCUACUGAACAAAACUACUUUGCGCUUGCUGAAGGGCCAUAGAUAUGGUCUCUGUGGCAGAAAUGGUGCUGGUAAGUCUACUUUGAUGAGAUCGAUCUCCAACGGCCAACUAGAAGGCUUCCCUUCGCAGGAUGAACUCAAAACUUGUUUUGUAGAGCGCGCUUUGGAGGGCGAAGAUGGGUCUGUCGAUAUUGUCUCAUUCCUGGCGUCGGCUCCUUCUCUAGAGAACACUCCUCGGAAAGAAAUUGUAGCUGCACUUGAGUCUGUUGGCUUUGAUGCUGACAGAAGAGCUCAGACAGUUGGUUCCCUCUCUGGUGGCUGGAAGAUGAAACUGGAGCUAACGAGGGCAAUCCUUCAGAAAGCCGAUAUUUUGUUGCUGGAUGAACCUACUAACCACUUGGAUGUUGCGAACGUCAGAUGGCUGGAAGAGUACUUGCUGAACAACACUGAAAUCACAUCGCUGAUAGUGUCUCACGAUACUGGAUUCCUCGACAAGGUGUGUACCGAUAUUAUCCACUACGAAAAUAAGAAGCUCGCUUACUACAAGGGGAACUUGCACGACUUUGUUGAGCAGAAACCGGAGGCUAAAUCUUACUAUACUUUGACGGAUUCAAAUGCUCAGAUGCAUUUCCCCGCGCCAGGUAUCCUCUCCGGUGUGAAAUCGAACACCAGAGCCGUCGCCAAGAUGACAGAUGUUACUUUCACUUAUCCCGGUGCACCUAAACCUUCCAUGGCAGACGUAUCGUGCUCGCUAUCACUAUCAUCUCGUGUUGCCAUUAUCGGCCCUAACGGUGCUGGUAAGUCGACUCUUAUCAAGCUUCUAACUGGCGAGUUGGUGCCCACCUCAGGUAAGGUCGAAAAACACCCUAACCUACGUAUUGGUUACAUCGCACAGCACGCUCUUCAGCACGUUAACGAGCACAAGGAGAAAACUGCGAACCAGUAUCUCCAGUGGAGGUACCGCUUCGGUGACGAUCGUGAAGUUCUUCUAAAGGAAUCGAGGAAAAUCUCUUCGGAAGAGGAGAUGAAGAUGAUGGAAACCGAAAUUGAUAUCGGAGACGGAAGAGGGAAGAGGGCAGUCGAGGCUAUUGUAGGCAGACAGAAGUUGAAGAAGUCGUUCCAGUAUGAAAUUAAGUGGAAGUGGUGGAAGCCAAAGUACAACUCGUGGGUCCCCAAGGAGGUGCUGGUUGAACACGGGUUUGAAAAACUCGUUCAGAAGUUCGAUGACCAUGAAGCCUCGAGAGAGGGUCUAGGCUACCGUGAAUUGGUACCCAGCGUUAUUACAAAACAUUUUGAAGACAUUGGGCUUGACGCAGAGAUCGCCAACCACACACCUUUGGGUUCUCUUUCCGGAGGUCAGCUGGUGAAGGUUGUCAUUGCGGGUGCAAUGUGGAACAAUCCUCACUUGCUCGUGCUGGAUGAGCCUACUAACUAUCUGGACCGUGACUCGUUGGGUGCGCUUGCAAUGGCUAUCCGUGAGUGGACGGGAGGCGUGGUCAUGAUCUCACACAGUACCGAGUUUGUGGGCGCUCUCUGCCCAGAACAGUGGAUUGUCGAGAACGGCACGAUGGUACAGAAGGGCGUCGUCACCGUUGACCAGUCGCGCUUCGCUGACGGUGGUAACGCCGAAGCUGUCGGUCUGAACAUCACCAAGACGGUAGUCGAUGACGACUCGCCGGCCAACAUCAAGGUCAGACAGAGAAAGAAGCGUAUGACCAGAAAUGAGAAGAAGGCCCAGGCGGAGCGCCGUCGUCUUCGGUACCUGGAGUGGCUCUCGUCGCCAAAGGGGACUCCAAAGCCGGUAGACACAGAUGACGAGGCAAGCGAUUCGGAAUAA
Messenger RNA from Eremothecium gossypii ATCC 10895, 3573 nucleotides. It is a transcript of the gene NEW1, whose product is annotated as New1p. The coding region runs from base 1 to 3573 and encodes 1190 amino acids. The record is from RefSeq and is marked provisional. The transcript has a single exon. NCBI's taxonomy places the organism in Eukaryota, Fungi, Ascomycota, Saccharomycetes, Saccharomycetales, Saccharomycetaceae. Gene Ontology annotation, molecular function: ATP hydrolysis activity; ATP binding.